Molecule: messenger RNA, 5095 nt
Organism: Brienomyrus brachyistius
Lineage: Eukaryota; Metazoa; Chordata; Actinopteri; Osteoglossiformes; Mormyridae
Product: vimentin-type intermediate filament-associated coiled-coil protein-like
Exons: 2
Coding region: 675-1214 (179 amino acids)
Cellular component (GO): type III intermediate filament
Source: RefSeq, a predicted model, not a curated record
GCACAAGCGCACAAGGAGGCGUCUACGUUAUUAUAUCUAAGAGCAGCGGCACUUACGGCCGCUUCCGGAGCCUCCGAUCCACAGGUUUCGGCAGCGCCGCGAAGUUUUACCUUUACUAUCCGUGCGCGGGAAAUGCAGGUAGCGGCGCGGCAGCCUCGCGCUGAUCCGCGAGUGAUGAAGGGGCAACUGGGAGACCAGUAGGCGCCGAUCCAGGGGUUGGUUCUGCUUAUUUUCUUUUCCGAGUUUAGUACCACGGACUAACUGCGAUAACCGUGACCGCGAUUCAGGGAAACGGCCGUGCUCCUGUUUUAUAAUGUGACGUUUGAUAUUGUUUUAGCUUUGGCUCAUCCAGUCGGUACUGGCAAUGCGCCACUGCCCGCAUCAGUUUUAUCAGCCUGGGCUGGUUUCCGAAAUGAAGCAGGGAAUCCAAGGCAACGGUGAACGGAGAUGUUGUUAAAAUGACGUGCGGUAACUGCUGCUAGCCAGUUAGCUUCGUGCUGAGGGGCGAUGAGCGGCCGCCCGGCGCCGCCGCCGGAACACGACACGCUCCUAUCGGACUACGCGCCCGAAAUGUAGCCGGACACAAAAGCAAAACUUUGCAAUCGGGCCGAAAACAGACCGAGGCGAAGGCUGAGAGGGGAAGGCGGCGGCGCUCGGCCCGCUGCUCCGGUGACAUGUCGCUGCCGUCUCCGGUACAGAUCAAGGAGGCGAACGCUCACCUCGCCGCGGUGCACAGGCGGGUGGCCGAGCUGGAGCGACGGCUGGGCUCCGCAGAGAAGACGGUGCGGGAGCAGGCGGAGAGUCUCAUCCGAAAAGACGAGCAGCUCCGGGCCGCCACGCAGGAGAUCGCCGAAGCCAAGGAUGGGGAAAUUGCAUACCUGCAUGAAAAGCUGUGCAAAUCAGAGGAAAUCAUCCAGAAGUUUCAGAACAUGGUGAAAGAGAAGGACUCCUUGAUCGGCCAACUCCGGCACCGCUGUCAGCUCCUGGACAACAUCUGCAAGAGCCGGCCGCUGCUGGACAGCGUGCUGUCGCAGAUGGCCGAGGCGGAGCGCCUGGGUCCCAUCUUCCAGGGGGGUGAGCCCAGCUUAUCCCUCACCGACGGCGACUCAAACUGCAGCCCUGAGCGCGUUAUCAACCACAGGGACUUCUCCCUCACAGAGGAUGACAUGGAUGACCAGGACCUGGAGGAGAAUAUCUUUGGAACCACUGUAUAAUACAAAUGGAAGAAAAACUAAAGUUAACAGAGUUGAGGUUUUAAGUGAAAGCUUUAGAGCCGUUUCUUUAAAGUCUGUAGAUGCUUUUGUGUUCUGCUUUAUUUGAUUAGACAUUUAUGCAAGGCAGGGGUCUACAGAAACAUAAUGAUAGGUGACAGAAAGGUGGGCAUGUGCUGAACCAGAACAACGAUUCACCCACAAUAUUGAUUAAAAAAUGAAGCUUCUGUCAAACUUGCAGGAGACUUUCGUAAUCAAAUGUGUAUUCAUUUUACAUAACGUGAGAGCUACAUGUGAUGUUUCUCAAAGAUACAGUUUAUAUUAAAGCAAAGAUUGAAUCGUAACUACAAGACAAAGUAAUCAGAAGUCAUGUACUUUUUAAAAUUCAAAAUGUGAGAGUCUAACUGCAGAUAUAAAAAGGUAGUGACUUGCAGGAUCUUGAGGGCCUGUAUAUUAGGUGCAGUAUGGCCUGUGUUCUAACAUCACAGUUAAAUUAUACUGCUAACUAAGAAGAUUGGUGAUGAAUGCAAUAGGUCAUAUUUUAUUUUCAGAUGGUGAACUUCUUUCAGGUUAGUAAGUUUUCCUCUAAAUAGAGGUAGAUUUUGCAGGUCUGUAUUAAGUUUUCCAAGUAUCUUCUUCAUAGAGAUUCAUUGGGAAAACUGAACUCAAGGCCAUUAUUUUGGUUUUGUUACAGUAUAAUUUGGGUCAAAGUCAUUCGUAAGUGGUCAGCAAACUUAAUUGGUUAAAUAAGUGUACUGCUUGUUUUAUAGCUUUUUUUUUUUUUUAAAUGAUUUUAUGUAUCACCGAAACUAGGAAUUUACUCUCUACCAGUCAUUUAAUAAUGAACUUGAUGUGUAAUCAAUUGGAUUGCAAUGUUGUGGACACAGUGGCCAAGAAGUUCAGCUAAAAUAUAUUUUAUCUGUAAGUAGGAUUUUAAGAGAAUAGUGAAGGUAUUCAAGUGACAUUUGUGCAGUUUUAAAACCUUCACACACAAACCAUACAGUACAGUCUUGGAUGUUUGUUCUGCAAGGACGUAAAUAUUACUUCAUAAUGUGAGCCAGUAGAUCCCUAAAUAUUGUCCUGUUUUCUAGAAUCAUAAAGGAACAUUGGUUUGCACGUCCUUUGAUUUCUUUCAUGUUUUUGUAAAAUGUGUUAAAUUUGCAACUGUGAAGCUGUGGACCAAGCCCUUGUGCACCCACAAGCAAUAUUAACUCGGUCUCAGAUGCACACAAAGCCCGGUGCGUGUGUGAAUGUCCGUCACUCUCAUGUGGGCCCGGUGCGCGUGUGAAUGUCCGUCACUCUCGUGCGGGCCCGGUGCGCGUGUGAAUGUCCGUCACUCUCCUGUGGGCCCGGUGCGCGUGUGAAUGUCCGUCACUCUCAUGUGGGCCCGGUGCGCGUGUGAAUGUCCGUCACUCUCAUAUGGGCCCGGUGCGCGUGUGAAUGUCCGUCACUCUCCUGCGGGCCCGGUGCGCGUGUGAAUGUCCGUCACUCUCGUGCGGGCCCGGUGCGCGUGUGAAUGUCCGUCACUCUCGUGCGGGCCCGGUGCGCGUGUGAAUGUCCGUCACUCUCGUGCGGGCCCGGUUCGCGUGUGAAUGUCCGUCACUCUCGUGCGGGCCCGGUGCGCGUGUGAAUGUCCGUCACUCUCGUGCGGGCCCGGUGCGCGUGUGAAUGUCCGUCACUCUCGUGCGGGCCCGGUGCGCGUGUGAAUGUCCGUCACUCUCGUGCGGGCCCGGUGCGCGUGUGAAUGUCCGUCACUCUCGUGCGGGCCCGGUGCGCGUGUGAAUGUCCGUCACUCUCGUGCGGGCCCGGUGCGCGUGUGAAUGUCCGUCACUCUCGUGCGGGCCCGGUGCGCGUGUGAAUGUCCGUCACUCUCGUGCGGGCCCGGUGCGCGUGUGAAUGUCCGUCACUCUCCUGUGGGCCCGGUGCGCGUGUGAAUGUCCGUCACUCUCAUGUGGGCCCGGUGCGCGUGUGAAUGUCCGUCACUCUCAUAUGGGCCCGGUGCGCGUGUGAAUGUCCGUCACUCUCCUGCGGGCCCGGUGCGCGUGUGAAUGUCCGUCACUCUCGUGCGGGCCCGGUGCGCGUGUGAAUGUCCGUCACUCUCCUGCGGGCCCGGUGCGCGUGUGAAUGUCCGUCACUCUCGUGCGGGCCCGGUGCGCGUGUGAAUGUCCGUCACUCUCGUGCGGGCCCGGUUCGCGUGUGAAUGUCCGUCACUCUCGUGCGGGCCCGGUGCGCGUGUGAAUGUCCGUCACUCUCGUGCGGGCCCGGUGCGCGUGUGAAUGUCCGUCACUCUCGUGCGGGCCCGGUGCGCGUGUGAAUGUCCGUCACUCUCGUGCGGGCCCGGUGCGCGUGUGAAUGUCCGUCACUCUCAUAUGGGCCCGGUGCGCGUGUGAAUGUCCGUCACUCUCCUGUGGGCCCGGUGCGCGUGUGAAUGUCCGUCACUCUCAUAUGGGCCCGGUGCGCGUGUGAAUGUCCGUCACUCUCAUAUGGGCCCGGUGCGCGUGUGAAUGUCCGUCACUCUCAUAUGGGCCCGGUGCGCGUGUGAAUGUCCGUCACUCUCAUGUGGGCUUGCCUUAGCUGAUGACGUUGCUUCGGUAAAGCACAGCCUAUGCAAAGCUGGUCCUGUGUCCUAAUCUGGUAGAGAAAAAGUGACACUUCAACAUGCCUCCUAUUUUUCUAAAACAUAGUCAAGAACCAAACUCCGUUAUUUGGUUUACCUAGUACCAGUUUCUUGAUGCGUUGGACAGCUACCUUGUUCUAACGCUUCUCUGGUGAUCCAUAAAGUCAGUCAUUUAUUUAUGGUUAAACUGGGAAUUUCUUUGCAGGAGAGUGGGCUCCUGAACGUCUGGCUCGUGCCCUUACAUAAUCUUGUACUUGAGAAUGAGAUGCUAAAUGCAGUUCUUCAUUGUUAAAUAGUGUAUAAAGCACAUUAUUCAGGUGUUUUCUGACUGCCCCCCAUCCAUCACUUCUGAAGGAGGACACAGUGGGGGCUUAUCACUGGAAUACUUUUAUCCCAGUUUACUAUAUAAUCAUUCCAAAGGGCACUUUGUUGCGUCCCCACUACUUCCUAUGCAAGUAUUAGCUUCAAGGACUAAUGUAGCCAUUACACGGCCAGGCAAACCUUCUGCUAUCCAGCUGUAAUCCAGGAACAGUCCAUCGCAUCUUUCCAAAAAAAUACCUUAUUGUACAAAUACCGGGACUAAAGUUGCUUUUGAAAUUCAUUACUGAAAUUGACACUUUUUACAACACCAAAGACUGAGCAAAUUGAAAAAGAAUGCUGAUUUUCUUAGAAUUAUUGUAAGAGAUGUUUUCUUAUUAGUCUUGCCUUAUAUAAGUAGCUGGGAAGUGAAGUGAUGGAUUACACUCGGGAAAUAAGCGCCGUCCAAUGGUUACAGAAGCACUUGAACACACUUAAAGACUCAUUACUCAAAACAAGCCACUUAAUUGCCAUUUGCUUGCCUUAAUUCAGUCAGUGAUGCUACACAGACUCUCACAAGGUUACAAAGAGAGGAAGUUGAACGUAAAAGGCUUUAGCUAGUUUUGGGAAGAGUUUCCUUAGAUUUUUCCCCCUUGCUCCUGGUUGCUUCAGAAGUAAUUGGCUCAUGCAGCCCCUGGUGGGGGAGGCAAGGGGGAGGGAACAGAGAGAUGCUGAAAAGUAUUGCUUUGACUGCCGACUGAAGUCCCAGGAACCCUCAAAGGGAUUUUGUGUAUCUUUCACUUAACUGAAACAAGGCUGUUAACUUUUUUACAUUCCAGUUUAUAUAUUAAAUGAAACCCUGCUGCUGAAACACUGUUGGAUGAUCUCUAAAGGUGGCAGAGGUAUGAGAUGAGGCUUAAACUGAUAAUGAAAUACUGGCUUUAAUAAAAAUGUUGCAGUGCUGUCAUCA